This is a messenger RNA of Alternaria postmessia, 1653 nucleotides long. RefSeq lists its product as uncharacterized. The record is from RefSeq and is a predicted model, not a curated record. NCBI's taxonomy places the organism in Eukaryota, Fungi, Ascomycota, Dothideomycetes, Pleosporales, Pleosporaceae. The transcript is spliced from 3 exons. Gene Ontology annotation, biological process: L-histidine biosynthetic process. Gene Ontology annotation, molecular function: oxo-acid-lyase activity; imidazoleglycerol-phosphate synthase activity. The coding region runs from base 1 to 1653 and encodes 550 amino acids.
AUGCCGACUGUUCACCUACUCGACUACGUCGCGGGCAACGUCCGCUCUCUCGUCAAUGCCAUCGAGAAGGUUGGCUACACCGUCGAAUGGGUCAAGACGCCCGCCGACGUCCCCUCCGCCGAGAAACUUAUCAUUCCUGGCGUCGGCCAUUUCGGACACUGUCUCUCCCAGCUGGAGAAAGCUGGCUACGCCGACCCGAUUCGCGAACACAUCAAGUCAGGGAAACCGUUCAUGGGAAUAUGUGUGGGCAUACAGGCCUUGUUUGAGAGCUCAGAGGAAGAUCCCCAGGUCAAAGGUCUAGGUGUUAUUCCUGGGCGACUACGCAAGUUCAAAGACACAGACAAGAGCGUACCCCACAUCGGAUGGAACAGCGCAAACACAUCGCGCACCGGCGGAGUCACGGAUGACUCAUUAUACGGACUGCGACCGACUUCCAAGUACUACUAUGUCCACACAUACGCUGUGCCAUACGAGGAGGGCAAGUUGGAGAAGGAAGGCUGGACCGUCGCAACCGCACGAUACGGUGACGAGGAAUUCGUUGGUGCAGUAGCCAAGGGGAACGUCUUCGCCACGCAGUUUCACCCUGAGAAAAGUGGUGCUGCCGGCCUACGCGUACUGAAGGCCUUCUUAGAAGGAAAUAUGUGGCAGAAACUCCCAGAGAAGCCAUCGGCGGCUGAGACGAAAGAAGGACUGACACGACGCGUCAUCGCGUGUCUUGACGUACGGACAAACGACCAGGGCGAUCUCGUAGUGACAAAAGGUGACCAAUACGACGUCCGCGAGAAGGAGGGAGCCGGGAAUGCAGUGCGCAACCUGGGUAAACCUGUCGAAAUGGCCAAGAAAUACUACGAACAAGGCGCCGACGAAGUCACCUUCCUGAACAUCACAUCCUUCCGUAACUGCCCCGUAGCCGACACACCUAUGCUCGAAAUCCUGCGCCGAACCAGUGAGACAGUCUUCGUUCCCCUGACAAUAGGCGGAGGCAUACGCGAUACAGUAGACACAGACGGAACCAAGAUCUCCGCCUUGGACAUUGCAACCAUGUACUUCAAGUCUGGCGCCGACAAAGUAAGCAUAGGCUCUGAUGCCGUGACCGCAGCCGAGGAAUACUACGCGCGAGGUAGCAAGCUAGCAGGUACCACUGCCAUAGAAGCCAUCUCCUCUGCAUACGGCAACCAAGCUGUCGUCAUCAGCGUAGAUCCAAAACGCGUAUACGUCUCCUCACCAGACGCCACACCCCACCACACUAUCAAGACCUCGACUCCUGGACCCAAUGGCGAGGAGUACUGCUGGUACCAAUGCACCAUCAAGGGCGGGCGCGAGGGCCGCGACUUUGACGUCCGACAACUCGUCACUGCAGUAGAAGCCAUGGGCGCUGGAGAGAUUCUGCUAAACUGCAUAGACAAAGAUGGAAGUAACAGUGGAUUUGACACUGAGCUCAUCAACGAUGUCAAGAACGCGAUCAAGAUUCCUGUCAUCGCAAGCAGUGGCGCGGGACACCCAGGCCAUUUCGAAGACGUCUUUGCAAAGACAAAGACUGAUGCUGCGUUGGGCGCUGGAAUGUUCCACCGAGGCGAAUACACAGUCAAGCAAGUCAAGGACCACCUCCAAGAAAAGGGACAAGUCGUGCGGCCGUUUGAGGAUGACAUCUAA